AUGAAAAUGCGUGUUAAGUAUAAUCCUGUUAUAUUUUUGUGUGCUGUUGCUUAUUUUGUGGCUGAAUUGGAUGCACAAAUCUGCCAGCGUGUUCAACUUGUGACGAGGAUGGUGCAUGUUACAUACAAGACUUCGUACCGAAUCACCUACCACGGACGCUGCUCUCACGGUUGCAUUUUAACCAAGUGGGUCAAUUCUAUCGAACCCAAGAGUAUAAUGCAAAGAGAACUGAAGCCCACAAACUUUUGUUGCACUGGCUACAUCAGGAAAGAUGACUCUGUUAAUGAUAGUGACAUUGUAUGUGAGCCAAUAUGUAUGCCAGCUUGCAGAAAUGGACGUUGCAAAACUCCAGGAGAAUGCGAAUGUAAUAGUGGAUAUACCCGAGAUCCUGAAGACGAUCACAAUUGCCUUCCAUCUUGUAAGAAAGGUUGCCAGAAUGGAACUUGCGUCGCCCCUGAAACAUGUCGAUGUAACUUCGGAUACACCCUCGUAAACGGCACAUGUCAGCCAGUUUGCACUGAUCCUUGUCACAAUGGUACCUGCGUUGCUCCAGAGAAGUGUGAGUGCCUCGUUGGCUACAGAAAAUCAGAAAAUAAUAUAUGCCAACCUUACUGUUCACACGGCUGCGACACUGGAGCCUGUGUGGCUCCCGAGACCUGUCAAUGCCAUUCUGGAUGGGACUUAAAAGAGACCACACACUAUCCAUACAAACAUUGCGUACCAAUCUGUUCAAAACCUUGCGGAAACGAAGUUUGUGUGGCCCCAGAUACCUGUGGCUGUUUGCCUUCGUACAAAAAGUCAAAAGGUGGCUGUGAACCGAUUUGUUUUGACGGAUGGGUUUGGAAAAAUGGUCGAUGUGUUGCUCAGUGCUCUCACCCGUGUGGCAACGGUACAUGUGUCGCUCCAAACGUGUGUGCUUGCCACAGUGGAUAUCAUAUGGAUACUAAUUAUACUUUUUUGUACAGUUCCAAUCCGAAUGCAACAAUUUGCGUACCAACAUGUACUGGAUGUGCAGGACGCUGUGUUGCCCCUAACAAUUGUGAACUGGGACUAACAUCACAAUCCCAAAUUUCGUUUGACGAUUACUAUUACGAUUAUGAUCCUCCUAUAUUUCCACGUCAUGAAAAAACUACAACGUCUACUACAAGGCGUACUACAACGACCACUACCACAUCUACUGUAACACCUUAUCCGACACCAACUACAACUACUACAACAAUGUCUACUCCCACACGUUAUCCAGUACCCACUACAACUUCUACAACUUCUACCAUCACUGCCAGUUCAUACUUUAACGAAACAAAAGGGGAAGAAUUAAAAAAAACAUGGAUUGAAGAAAACUGGGUGCAGUUAUUCGUACCAAUAUUAUUAAUAAUCACGGCAGCCAUCAUUACCCUACUGCUACUAGUUUGGAGGUGCACACCCAUUAGAACUAUCUUCAAAGGAAGGAGUUAUGUUGUAGAAGGUGAUCCUGUGCAAACCGGUACCCCAUCGCGGUUAGAAGACGUACAGAUUUCAGAUAUUAAAGUAUAA
Messenger RNA from Spodoptera littoralis (African cotton leafworm), 1533 nucleotides. The record is from the annotation of a GenBank genome assembly. NCBI's taxonomy places the organism in Eukaryota, Metazoa, Arthropoda, Insecta, Lepidoptera, Noctuidae.